AUGGGAGAGCUACCAAUUCCUCGAGUUCAAGCUAGCCGCUGCUUUCAACACACAGGGCUGGACUACGCUACGAUCGCAAUCAAGGAAUCAAAAGGAAGAACUCCACGCAUCGGAAAGGCAUGGUUUUCUAUUUUCGUGUGCCUCACUACAAAGGCACUUCACAUCGAGGUUGUUAGUGAGCUAGCUACACAGGCUUUCAUCGCAGCCUUUCAACGAUUCAUUGCCCGCCGAGCGAAGCCUACUGACCUGUAUUCGGACAACGGAACUACAUUUCAUGGAGGCAAGCGAACUUUGGAUGACAUGAGACGUCUGGCCAUUCAACAAGCCAAAGAUGAGGAACUAGCAGGAUUCUUUGCCAAUGAAGGGAUUUCUUGGCACUUUAUACCCCCGUCUGCUCCCCAUUUUGGAGGGAUGUGGGAAGCUGGAGUUCGCUCAAUUAAACUCCAUAUGAAACGGAUACUUGGAUCAAAGGCUUUAACGUUUGAGGAGCUCUCUACUGUCCUGACCCGAAUUGAAGCUAACCUGAAUUCACGCCCGCUGUGCCCAACUGGGGAUAAUUCUUUGGAUCCACUGACGUCUGCUCAUUUUUUGACUGGAUCUCCGUAUACAGCAUUGCCUGAACCCUGUCGUCUGGAUAUGCAAGUCAAUCGAUUGGAGAGGUGGAACCAGCUGCAAGCCAUGGUUCAAGGCUUUUGGAAGAGGUGGCAUAUGGAAUACCUGACAUCUCUUCAUGAGCGGACAAAGUGGCAUCUGGAAACCGAGAAUCUGAGGAUCGACACACUGGUAGUACUCAAGGAGCCCAAUCUACCGCCCUCUAAAUGGAUUCUCGGCCGCAUCACCGCAGUGCACGCAGGAAUCGACAACAAGGUCCGAGUCGUUACAGUGAAGACUGCUCACGGAUUAUACAAACGCCCAAUUGCCAAAAUCGCUGUACUGCCUCUCUGCUGA
This is a messenger RNA of Drosophila yakuba, 948 nucleotides long. RefSeq lists its product as uncharacterized. Lineage: Eukaryota; Metazoa; Arthropoda; Insecta; Diptera; Drosophilidae. The transcript has a single exon. Gene Ontology annotation, biological process: DNA integration. Gene Ontology annotation, molecular function: nucleic acid binding. Bases 1 to 948 code for a protein of 315 amino acids. The record is from RefSeq and is a predicted model, not a curated record.